AUGAUGGCUUCCAACAACAGAACUUCCACCUAUACGCAGGUCUCGGCAUCUAGUGACCAUGAUAGACCGAAGAGCGCAGGGGAGAAGAACCUAUGGGCGUCCCUGUUAGAUAGUGUGGCCAGUGGAAAGCGGUUGCCAGAGAAGAAUAUCCUCGUUUUAGGGGGCACGACAGAGUCGCAAAAGGAGUUUCUAGAAGCUCUUUCUACGGAUAAUACCAGAAGGACACAGGAUCGGCAGAGCAGUAAACAGCCCCCGAUAGCGAAUAACUUUGCCCUUGGAUACACAUACCACGACGUUCUAGAUGCGGAUCACGAAGAUAUCCUUGCUCGUCUCUCCGUAUAUCUUCUCUCGGACCCCUCGCCAUCCUUCACACCUCUGCUGCAACCCCUAUUAACACCGCAAACGAUCCCCAAUACUCUUAUUGUGGUGCUGCUGGACUGGGCGCAACCAUGGUUCUGGCUCAGGCAAUUACGGGAUUGGAUACGGCUGCUACGGACACUGCUGGUUUCGCUGGAUGGAGAAUGCAAGGAGAAAAUGGAAGAAGUCAUGAUCAGUUGGCGAGAUAGGGGUAGAGGUGGAAAUAGUCUCGAUGGGGGGGUGGUCACUAGUUCCACAGAUGGGGAGAUUAGUCUACCUCUGGGACCUGGAGAGUGGGAAGAAGCUCUGGGGCUCCCACUUUGCGUCGUGUGUCAAAAUUCUGACCAGAUUGAAACCCUGGAAAAGGAACGGUCCUGGAGAGAGGAAGAAUUUGACUUUGUCUUGCAAUUUCUGAGGACGGUCUUGCUGAAGCAUGGCGCAUCUCUCAUAUACACAGCACCAUCUGUCACAAGCCCUUUGCAGAGCCUCGUACAUUCAUCUCUUGGGAUUCAUUCUCUUUUGAAACGACAGCCUCUCAAGCACAACGUGAUUGACCGUGACAAGGUGCUUGUACCGCCAAACUGGGAUUCUUGGGGUAAAAUCAGGGUCUUGCGUGACGGUUUCGACGUUGAAGCUGUCAACAAGGGUUGGUCUCUGGAUAUCGAGGAAUCAUAUAAUCUGGUGGUCCAGAACGGCACCAAUGGUGUGAAUAGUCACUCGAGUCCGGAUGAAGAGACCCCACCACUCCCUGGGGCUGCGGUAGAGGCAUACCAAGAAACGAUUCGCGACCCAAGCCUGGACGCGCUUCAAGCAACAGCUUCCGAAGGCAAUGGGCUCAAGUUAGAGGUCUCGAGCCAAGAUGCCCAGACGUUCUUAGCCACCCAAGUGGAAGUCCUGGAUAAGAUCAGACAAGGAGCCGAACCUAGCUCCAUGGACAGCAGCCGCGUGGUUCGUGGCCGGCAAUCUUCUCAGUCUAAGGCCGAAGAAGGCGAGGAAGAGCACUAUGAUGAGGGCCGUGUCAAUGAGCAUAUCGGUCCCGUACAGUUCAACAUGGGUGGUAUCCAGGUAGAUGCGGAUGACAUGCUACAACGGCUAAGAGACCGUCAAACCUACCAAACACCAGAGCCCGCGUCACCAGGCAAUGUGGCUACCCCGGAUGGAAAGAACCAGAAUGAAGCCCUUGCAUCAUUCUUUGCAGGGCUUAUGAAGAGGGGCGGUGGCAGCGCGGCCAACAGUCCAAAACCUGGAGCUUCAUAG
This is a messenger RNA of Cadophora gregata, 1614 nucleotides long. RefSeq lists its product as uncharacterized. Gene Ontology annotation, molecular function: dynein heavy chain binding. The record is from RefSeq and is a predicted model, not a curated record. The transcript has 6 exons. The coding region runs from base 1 to 1614 and encodes 537 amino acids. Gene Ontology annotation, cellular component: cytoplasmic dynein complex; centrosome. NCBI's taxonomy places the organism in Eukaryota, Fungi, Ascomycota, Leotiomycetes, Helotiales, Ploettnerulaceae. Gene Ontology annotation, biological process: microtubule-based movement; microtubule cytoskeleton organization.